AUGGCAAGAUGGAUAGCACGUGCAAGGGACACAAACGUCCCUUUUUAUUUUCAACAAGCUGUAAAGGACCGUGAACCUGUGCAGAUGUUGGAGGACAUGCGCAAUCUGGAGAUGUUAAACCGGCAAUUGACAUACACCCCAUCUGAGGCACUGCUGUAUGCCAUCGUGCACGACAACCAAGCCUACGCACAAUACUUGCUGAAUCAGUUCUCAGACGAUGCACUUGCUAUGCCAGGUGAGAAUUUCUGCUGCUGUCCAUCAUCUGCUCCACACUUAUCCAUGGCUAUCCUCUACAACAGGAAGGACAUAAUGGCGCUCAUUCUUCAUGUGGCACAUAGAAUGCCCUCUCCGCGGUCCUACGUGAACCGAGGAGGAGGCAUUUACGUGUUGGAUGACAGAACUCCACUCCAUCUGGCAUGUGAGAUGUCACAACCAGAGACUGUCAUUAUGUUACUGGGAAGUGGGGCUUCACCACAAGCUGAGGAUCUCGAUUAUAUGACACCACUGGAUCUCGUUCUCAUGAAGCUACGGACUUCCAAAGUGAACAUAGGUGCCAAGAAGUUGUGCCUCGAAAGGCUGCUCAUGUUCAUGCCUGAAGUGCGGUUCAACAUGAAAAGCUCACUGAAAAAUGAUCCAGAGAACUGGUCAAAAGUUCUGGGAGAGGAGACGUUUAACUAUCUGGUUGGAAGAAUUCCAGGAACUCUCUUUCUCAUAGCUAUGCAAAGAACUCUGGCUCAACUGCCUGCUCAAAAUUUUUUUAAAAGUCUGGACGAACUGCCCAUUCCAGCUUUUCUGAAACCUAUCACUGAGCCUGUACUAAGGUCCAUGUUUUGCUGUUCCAGUACAAAACUUGAGUUCCUAAUAUUUUGGCCUGUUCCUAAUAUUCGGGCCUGUUCCUAA
This is a messenger RNA of Tachysurus vachellii, 900 nucleotides long. Its product is annotated as ankyrin repeat domain-containing protein 9-like. The record is from RefSeq and is a predicted model, not a curated record. Lineage: Eukaryota; Metazoa; Chordata; Actinopteri; Siluriformes; Bagridae. The coding region runs from base 1 to 900 and encodes 299 amino acids. Gene Ontology annotation, molecular function: protein binding. The transcript is spliced from 2 exons.